UAUUCUUGCUUUUUUCAAUAAAAAUUCUAUUCGAAAGAAAUUCAGAGAUGGAGCAAAGUUGCUGGUCAGAAUUAAACAUGGACAAGCCGUUGCUUAAAGUUGAAGAGGAAGAUCAGAAAAGUGUUUCUGGUGAUAACUCAACGACUAAUGAAUUUUCGUUGAGCGACAUCGCAUCACAACAAGAUGCCGACUCCACUUUACAUGAUGCCUCUACCAUGCCAAAGAAAGCCAACAUAAUUGCUCGCUGUGGAUUCUCACCAACUGUUUUAAUCUGCAUCAGUCAUGCUUUAUCGGCUUGGGGUGAUCGAAUGUGGAUGUAUGCUAUUUCAAUAUUUUUAAUUGAACUGACUCCAGGCUCAUUUCGUUUUACUGCGCUAUAUGGUUUAGCUGUGUCAUUAUGUGUUGUUGCCUUUGGGACACUUGUAGGAAACUGGAUCGAUAUGACACCAAGACUGAAAGCUGCUCGUUUGACACUAAUAAUUCAAAAUAGUUCAGUGGUAGCUUGUGCUGUUGUUGUAUUGGUCAUGUUUCAUCAAAAUAAAAGCAGUCCUAUGUUUCUCAUUUUGGCUGUUGUUUUGGUGCUACUAGCAAUUAUUGCUAGACUUUCAAGCCUUGGAACUACAAUUGCUAUUGAGAGGGACUGGGUUGUUGUGAUUGCUAAAGAAAAUAAAUCUAUGCUUGCAGGUACAAAUUCCACAUUGCGACGCAUUGAUUUGACGUGUAAUAUUCUGGCACCUGUUUUAACCGGCUUGGUUUUAAGCUUUGGAUCCAAUUUCUUAGGAGUGCUUUUUAUUGCUAGUUGGAAUGUACUAUCAGCAUUUGUUGAAUACACCAUGUUAACAUCAGUUUACUACUCCUGUCCUGCUCUUGCAAACAAAUUAAUUGACGCUAAUCGACUUAAUGAUGACGUUAAUGUUUCUAAUCCUGAUCUUGACAAUAUAGAUCUCUCUGUCGAAGACACUAAGGAUGGAACUGUCCUGGUGCGUAAUUUUAAAAAUUCGCUUAGUUUUUUCAAGAAUUGCGGUGUUGUUGAAAAGUUCCUCUCUCGAGUUCGUGUUCUUGUUCUCGGCAUAAAAAUUUUUUUUCAACAGCGUGUUGCCUUCGCAGGAGUCGGCUUGGCUUGCUUGUAUUUGACUGUUCUAGGUUUUGACAGUAUUACUACUGCUUAUGCGUACUCACAGCAUGUGAGCCCCCUUACCCUUGGAUUACUGACUGCCGCUGGCGCUCUCACUGGAAUUUUUGGUACUUUCUUGUUUCCAAUUUUUCGAAAAAUAUUUGGCCUUGAUAAGACAGGACUCAUCUCGAACUCGAUUCAACUAUUCUUUUUGAUGUUUUGUGUUGCAUCUAUCUGGGCACCAGGACAUUCUGGACACUUACUUGACCCUCACUAUCAUCAUCAUUCAAAUAGACAUGAAAAGAUACAAGGAGAGAGGUGUUUGAAUGUUUCAAAUUCACCUACUGUACGUAUAAAUAUGCAUUCAACUCCAACUACAAGCUUGGCCUCAGAUUUCCCCUUGCCUUCAUCUGCGUUAAUUAACAUGUCAUUAUUGCCAAAUAAAGCACUGUCGACAAUUUCGCAGAUUAAACCUACACGAACUUUUUCAUCCUUUGUUUCAAUUACAAAGACUAAUGUUCCUGGGUGUGGAAACAUUACUUCAAAAAAUUCUACAAAAACGGUAAACAAUGAACAGAACUCGCUAAUUUCUCUUGUCUUCUUAAUGGGUGGGAUAGUGAUGUCGAGAAUAGGAUUAUGGAUGACAGACUUGACGAUUACUCAACUUUUUCAAGAAAACGUACAUGAAAGCGAACGAGGUAUUGUAAGUGGUGUUCAAAACUCUUUCAAUAGCAUUAUGGAUGUUGCACAUUUUGUCAUGGUUAUAGUUGCACCAAAGCCAGAACAAUUUAGCGUAUUGAUUCUAAUAUCUGUUGCAAUGGUGACGCUUGGCUUAAUGUUUUAUUGUCUCUUUGCGUGGAAUCACCGAAGUGAAUUAAGUCUUAUCCGUCAGAGUUCAAGUAACAACUCAAUCGAAGGUGCUUCGCAAAGAUUAAGAGAUGAAAGUAGACGAAAUUCGACUUCAAGUGCCCCGAGUGAAAUUCUGAAUUUAGAGAACGAUAAUUAUUCUCUACAAUCCUAGUGAAAACUGUUGUCACUUUGUAGUUGUUUUUAAAGGUGCCCAAAAGAUAAAAUUAUCGUCUAUCUAACAUAAAAAUAGACUAAUACUUCUUUGUUGAUAGCUUAACAUACAAAGUUGGAACUCGUACUUUACUUAAUAUAAUUUAUAAUAUUGGCAAAUAUAUCUACAAAUCAUGACUGAAUGAUUCUAAGUGUAAACGUAAUCGUUCUAGUACAUCAUCAAUCAAUUUUAGCAAAUAUAUUUUGAAUGAUA
Xenia sp. Carnegie-2017 is the source of this 2387-nucleotide messenger RNA. Its product is annotated as solute carrier family 40 member 1-like. NCBI's taxonomy places the organism in Eukaryota, Metazoa, Cnidaria, Anthozoa, Malacalcyonacea, Xeniidae. Gene Ontology annotation, biological process: iron ion transmembrane transport. The coding region runs from base 48 to 2135 and encodes 695 amino acids. Gene Ontology annotation, cellular component: membrane. Gene Ontology annotation, molecular function: iron ion transmembrane transporter activity. The record is from RefSeq and is a predicted model, not a curated record. The transcript has 6 exons.